Molecule: messenger RNA, 1770 nt
Organism: Anguilla anguilla (European eel)
Lineage: Eukaryota; Metazoa; Chordata; Actinopteri; Anguilliformes; Anguillidae
Product: GTPase IMAP family member 7-like
Exons: 3
Coding region: 182-1378 (398 amino acids)
Molecular function (GO): GTP binding
Source: RefSeq, a predicted model, not a curated record
ACUAAGAAAAGAAAAGUAAGAUGUGAACUGCGGCGAAAGUCGGCAAUGGCGCAUACAUUUUGACAAGUCUCUCAAUUUCAGCGUUUCCAGUUUGGUCCAAGGACAAUGUAUUAAGUAAUUUGGGGUCAUUUUUCGUUUUCAACUGAUUAAUUUAACGGACGAGAACAGACAAGAAAAAGCAAUGUCGAUGUUGCAUCUUCAAGAGGAGCCCCCCCAGCUCUCUGAGCUGAGACUGGUCCUUCUGGGAAAGAGGGGUGCUGGGAAGUCUGCUGCGGGGAACGCCAUAUUUGGGAAAGAUGAGUUCCGCGGGAAUGAAGGGGUGUCGUGUGUGAAGAGACAGGCGGAGGUGGCGGGAAGGAGCGUCACUGUUGUGGACACUCCAGGGUGGGACAGGGUCAGUGCCUUUCGCACGUCUGAACAGGUGAAACAGGAAAUGACCCGUAGUGCGUUCCUGUGUCCUCCGGGACCCCAUGCUGUCCUUCUGACCAUCCCUGUGGAGGAACUCCCGCAGAGGGAAAAGAAAUCGUUGAAGACCCACAUGCAGCUGCUGGGAGAGAGGAUCUGGAGACACACUUUAGUGCUGUUCACCUGCGAAGAGGAAAUGGAGAGGAGCGCCAUCGAGGAGCACAUCAGCAAAGAGAAGUCUCUGCAGUGGCUGGUGGAGCAGUGCGGCUACAGGUACCAUGUCCUGAACAUCGCCAAGGACUGCUCCCGCACCCAAGUCAUGGACCUGUUCGGGAAGAUCGAGCAGAUGGUGGCAGAAAACCGCGGCGAGGUCUACCUGCCCCAGGUUUACUAUGACAUCAUAGAGAGCGCAAGGCCAAAGGAAUACACUGAGCUGAGACAAGAAUAUGACCAGCGUGAACUGCAACUCAAACAGAGCUGGAGAAAAGAGGAAGAUGAGUAUAAGGCACAGAUUGAGAAGCUUAAGAAACAGGUUGACCAGCUAAACACAAGAGAAACAGAGAUUAAACCAAGGAAGAGGAGUGGCAGUCUUGACACCCCACCCGACGUGUCAGCAGAAAAAGCAGAGAAGAAGGAAGCGGAGGAUAGCGCAGGGCUGAGGGUGGACCUGGAGACCGUCAAACAGGGAUACAGAGAAGAGGCCAUGGCCAUUUUGCAGCACUAUGUCAAGCCUAUUCUAGUCUUUCUGGCGGCCAUAGUGGGUGCACUAUUGGGAUCCAUAGUGGGGUCGUUUAAAGGGCCUUAUGGGGCAGCUGUUGGUGUUCCCAUUGGUAUACUUGUAGCGCUUCUGCUAGCAUCGGUAGUGAGAACAGAGGCCAGAGCUGCGCGAGGUACUCCUCCUAGUGUGGGGACUUGCAGCAGCCCGAUUCAGAGAGAUCCACUACAGGGCACACUUUCCACUGCACACAGAUGAAGGGGGGGCUCAGACCAACACCAGCAAUAGACCAGAGGUGUGUGUGCAUGUGCAUGUGUGUGUAUGCGUGAGAUGUCGUUUAUUUUGUGAUUGUGUAAAUAGUGCCACAGAACCAAAAUCAAACUCUAUUUUAAAAAGUCAUACAGGUACACUUUACACCUCCCCAACCACCGACAACCUUUGAUCGUGGAAAGUGUGCUUGUAGAUACUUUGUGGCGACUACUUCAUUCUGAUAGUAAGGUUCAAUGUGAGUGAGGUUUAGAUUCAACAGGGCUGGCUGCAAUCAGGCCUGGCUGUGCUCAAUCAGUGGAAUGUAAUAAUCAAUUAAAUUUGGUUAAUUGGUUGAUUUAGUGACUGAGGGGGCAAUUACUUUUUCACAUGGGUGAUAUGGG